AACGGCUCUCCCCGUGGAUCGGACUUUCUGCUUGGGUCUGUCCUUCACGGUCAUCGUCGGUCAAAGACCUAACGCAUGGCUCGACGCGGUUCCUUGUAAAUAUUCUCUCAGACCAGAUUUCGUCUCUCUCGUCUCUCUUUCCAACCAGAAAUCAUCAAGUCAUCCUACAUCGUCUCCUCAACUCGAUUCUCGAAGAACAUGGCUCCAACACUCGCUUCGACGACAUCUCGGCACGCUCAUCUGUCACCGGCCCUCCUCUGGUCUCUCGUUGCGAUCAUACUCGUGAACGCGCUGCUCCUUAUUAUCUGGCUCGUUCAUUGCCGUCGAACGGCGGCUCGCGCUCGGAAGAUAAUCUCAGUCGACCUGCCAGAGACGAAGACGACCACAAGUGCAUCGGACCCUCGCAGUAACUGGUCGUGGAUUCGUAACCCUCGCCUUUGGAAGAACCAUCGAGGUGGAGACAACCAGGGGCUCACCGGCGACAAGGCGGGGACCAAUGUCUCUUCUGACACCACAGCUAGCACUGAAGAUCUCGAGGCGGGCAUGCGGGUGAUCGUGAUCCAGGUGCGUCCUUACGGUACUUUGAACGACCAUUACGUGGUACGAUGUAUGCCCUUCAGCCGGAGCCCGUCAUUAUUCGGGAAAAAAACAGCGAACUCGGACCUGUUCCUGCCUGGCAACGCUCUCUGCUGGAGGCCCCCCUCUCGAUGCCUGGUACCCCCGCCCUCACCAUCGGCACAAGCUGCAGGAGCACACCGGAGCCCGAGCAUCUCCAGGACGCCGUCUCUACCUGUUCCAUCUACUCCCAGGCCUCCUGGCCUGGCGACUUCUCGGCAUUUCUGCGGUUCGACCCUACCGUCGACGGAGCCGAUCUCACCAAGAAGUUGAACGUCGAUGCGAACCUGGACGAAGACCCGGAUAUCCUCCCUACGAUGUCGUCCGCCGGCUCACUCGGCUUCGGUCUCACAUCUGAACUCUUCCUGGAAUCCGACCCUGAGCCUGCGUUCGAGCUCGCGGCUGCUGCACUUGCGUCGUCCUCUCUGGGUCUUGACAAGCUAGCGGGACACUUGCCCGCUCCCUCUGUUUCCAACUCGGCUCAUCGCUCCCCACCGCUACCCCCUCCGCGCGUUCUCCAGCUGCGGAAGGCACCAUCCCCAGAGUCCUCCUGGCUCACGAUCCC
This is a messenger RNA of Rhodofomes roseus, 1180 nucleotides long. RefSeq lists its product as uncharacterized. The transcript has a single exon. Bases 199 to 888 code for a protein of 229 amino acids. Lineage: Eukaryota; Fungi; Basidiomycota; Agaricomycetes; Polyporales; Fomitopsidaceae. The record is from RefSeq and is a predicted model, not a curated record.